AUGCAAGAGCUGCACUAUGCUGAAGGGCUCUUGUUCCGCCAGGCUCAACAAGACGUUUAUGCUGAGGAAGUAUCACUUCUAAAUAAGACCUGCAACGGAACUCAGUCAAACCCACUUCCAAAAACCAGUCGUCUGUUCAAACUUUCACCAUGGAUGGACGAUCGAGGAGUGAUGCGCAUGCGUAGUCGCCUGACAGCUUGUCAGUACAUAACUGAAGAUAUGAAGAAACCCGUGAUCUUGCCAAGUCAUCACCCUGUGACCACCUUGCUAAUCACUCACUAUCACAAUAAGUUUAAUCACCAAAACCACGAAGCCAUAAUAAACGAAAUCCGUCAAAAGUAUGCCAUUCCCAGCCUCCGAAGUUGUUACAGAACUGUACGAAAGAACUGCCAACAGUGCAUGAACAUGCUUUCAACUCCUCAGCCCCCUAUGAUGGCUGAUCUACCUUCUGAAAGGUUAGCAGCCUUCGCACUUCCUUUUACUCACGUGGGCGUUGACUUCUUCGGCCCGAUGGAAGUCGCCGUUGGUAGAAGAAGGGAAAAAAGGUGGGGCAUGAUAGUCAUUUGCCUGACAACGCGAGCAGUUCAUGUUGAGUUGGCGAAUUCCUUAAGCACCGACUCUUGUAUCAUCGCUCUUAGAAACUUCAUUGCUCGACGAGGUGUCCCAAGGACAAUUCGAAGCGAUAGAGGAACAAACUUUAUUGGGGCAAGCCGUCUACUUGGAAAGUUGCAAAAAACUCUCGAUGAAGAAUCCAUUAUCAAGGAAUUCGUAAACGCGGAAACCAGCUGGACAUUCAACCCCCCCUUGGCACCCCAUAUGGGCGGAGGCUGGGAACGCCUCAUCCGGAGCUUGAAGAGAAACCUGAUGGCCAUUUGCCCGACAAGAACGCCAUCUGAAGAGGUCCUGCGGAAUAUGCUCAUAGAAGUGGAAAAUACGUUAAAUUCACGGCCCCUAACCCAUGUUCCCAUUGACGACGAUGCAUCUCCCGCUCUUACGCCCAACCAUUUUUUAUUGGGAUCAUCGAACGGUACGAAACCCUUGGUACUACUGGACGACAACGUGGUUAUCCUAAAGCAGAACUGGCGAAUGUCUCAUGCUUUGGCAGCCCAAUUUUGGAAGCGAUGGUUAUCCGACUAUCUGCCGGAGAUAACUCGGCGGACGAAGUGGUUCGUCGAUUCAAAACCGAUUGCUGUAGAUGACGUUGUCAUCAUCGUGGACCCGAAUCUGCCAAGAAAUUGUUGGCCUCAAGGAAGGAUCAUCGGAGUCAACACCGGUAAGGAUGGACGCAUAAGGUCUGCGAUGGUGAAGACUGCAAACGCAGUCUAUGAAAGACCUGUCACCAAACUAGCAGUGCUGGAGGUUGCCAUACCCGGGGGGACUGUUACCUACUCCAAAUCGUACGGCACGCGUCUCUUUCAGCAAGACCCUCUAGUAGUGACUGACAAUGGGUGGGUUGUCAUCGGUGAUGGGUGAGUGAUGUUAAAAAAAAAAAAACAACAGACCAACGAACAACAGAAACGUGGUGCGCUCUAAAUUACCGUAGAAAACUAAACUAAUGUUAAAUUCAACCUUAACGACUACUUAAUAUCCUACUUAAAUUCUAGAAUUAAAAACAAGUGAAUUCGACAAACAAACAAGUUAACCUAAACUAUAUCUAUACAAAUUUUCUAUGCGGUAAGAUUCUGGAAUAUUGAAUUUGUCUUAAUAUUAAUCGAUGGUAAUUGCAGCUAAAAUUGACUACUUUGGUUCCGACUACUCCGCUAUCUACUAUUAAAAAUUAUAAUGGGAAACUAAACGUGAGUAUAAAAAACUAGAAGCUAAGAAACAGAA
This is a messenger RNA of Aedes albopictus (Asian tiger mosquito), 1830 nucleotides long. RefSeq lists its product as uncharacterized. Gene Ontology annotation, biological process: DNA integration. The coding region runs from base 1 to 1473 and encodes 490 amino acids. Gene Ontology annotation, molecular function: nucleic acid binding. The transcript is spliced from 2 exons. The record is from RefSeq and is a predicted model, not a curated record. NCBI's taxonomy places the organism in Eukaryota, Metazoa, Arthropoda, Insecta, Diptera, Culicidae.